Laccaria bicolor S238N-H82 is the source of this 567-nucleotide messenger RNA. RefSeq lists its product as uncharacterized. NCBI's taxonomy places the organism in Eukaryota, Fungi, Basidiomycota, Agaricomycetes, Agaricales, Hydnangiaceae. The coding region runs from base 1 to 567 and encodes 188 amino acids. The record is from RefSeq and is a predicted model, not a curated record. The transcript is spliced from 3 exons.
AUGCCUUCGAUACCCGCCUACACUGUAUUAUUUCUUUCUUUCUUCAUCUUACCCUCCAUCGCCUUCCCGCGUCUACCUCGUCAACUCGACACCAAUUUCGAAGGUCACAAUUCCGAGUCGCCGCCUACAACUUCAGCGUUGGGGUCAAUAUUACCAGAGCCGCCAAAGCCGAAGUGUGCGUACUCCUGUCCACAGCGGGACGGCGCAAACCGCGUGCUCAUUGCGAAAGUGAAUGCGUUGGGGUACGAGCAAGGAUACUCCAUAUUUGAAUGCGUAUACGCACCUCCGGAAGCAUACGACGACGCACGCACAUGCUCGUACCAUAAAACAUCAGGCAAACAAGCGCUCUCGUCCAAAGCUAUAUCCUGCCCCGCCCAAGCGCCCUCCUGCGAAACCCCUUCCUCUAGCUUUUCAUACACCUCCUCUGUGUCAAACCCACCCACCCAGUACCAUAAAAUGCCUGCCAAGCCGCUUUUCUCAAAACAAGAUGACAUAAUUCCCGAGAUACCUACAUGGGUGGAGACAGGGAGGUAUAUGUUAUGGGUGAAGGAACAUUCUGGGCAAUGA